CCAUGGACCUGGGGUACUUUGCCCUCGCCUUUCCGCCGGGGCUGUGCCGCGGAGCCCCGUGUCCGCAGCGAGGGGACGACGCCUCCCUGGGGCUGGGCACCACGGCCAGCGCCGCGCCACCCCUGGAGGCGGCGGGGUACGCGGCCGCCCCCGCGGCGGCGCCGGGCCCCGGCUGCCGGCCGUCCCGCGGAGCCGGACCGCCGGGAUACGCCACGUCCAUCCUUCCCGAGAGCGGCCGCUCGCCGCCGCAGGACUCCACCCGCCCCUGCCCCUGCCUCGGCGGGGGGCUGCGGGGCAUCUCGCCCUGCCCCUGGACCGCCCCCGCGCCCGGCUCCCCGGCCCCCGCGGCGGCCCCGGCGGGGCCCCGCACCUUCGAGUGGAUGCGAACGAAGCGGAGCCCGCCCAGGAGAAGCGGCGCGGCGCCGUGCGGGGGGGAACCUCCCGCCUGCCCCGCACGCACCAGCUUCAGCACCCGGCAGCUCACGGAGCUGGAGAAGGAGUUCCACUUCAGCCGGUACCUGUCGCGGGCCCGCCGCCUCGAGGUGGCCCGCUCGCUGCGCCUCCGCGACGCCCAGGUGAAGGUCUGGUUCCAGAACCGCCGCAUGAAGCAGAAGAAGCGGGAGCGGGAGGCGCGGGCCGCCCCCGCCGCUGCCCCGGGUGGCCCCGCCUGAGGCGCCGCCGCUCCCCGCGGAGGGGCCCCCGGGGGCGUCGGGGCUGGGCUGGAACCUGCGGCCGGCGCGGCACACGGUCCUUUCGUGCGGGACCGCGGCGGUGCAGCUCUGCUGCUUUUUUUCUGUUGCAACUUUAUGUAUAGUUUUAUUUACGAGGAUUCAGGGAAAGGUGUCUCGGUCCGGGCUGGAGCAGCGGGCGGGCGCCUCGGGGAGAUAGAGGGGAAGGUUCGCUCUCCCGGGCAAGGCAGCGAGCGGCUCCGCCAACUCCACUAGGUGCACAGGGAACUGUCCCACGCUCCUGACCCCUUCUUCGUUUUGCAUUUAAAAAGAGAGAUCCGUAGGCUCAGACAGAGUUGGUGCAGAAGAAGGGAAAAAAACCCUAGAAGCAGAGGGGAGCAGGAAACUUCCUCUCACGGGAGGGGGCAGGGAUGGCCACAGCUACCAGUAUGAGUCCAAGAUCACCUUUCGAAAAAAGUGUCCUUGUCUUCUGCCCUGCCCUUCGCAAAAUUGCUGCAAAAAAGAGUUUAUGCUUGUAUUUAUUCCUCAUUCAUUCUCGUCCUUUUCCCUGAUGUGCCUGAUUUAGUAAAAAAAUCUGUUUAAUAACUGUUGGGGAAAAUUUUAAAAGAAAAAAAGUCUUAGGAGGAGCACCUCAUGCCAUUCGAACUACAGAGGUGCUGGGAUUUUCCUUGCAGAGGCUCUGGGAGGCCUGGGACCGGCCAGCAGCCGUUCUGCUGACUCCCAGCACCUCUCACAUGUGCUCAAGCAAGAACACGACAAUAUAAAGCCUCUUACAAUGUCUAGAGCCAGACUCUCAGUUCAUCCAGCUUUCUCAGGCUUCAUUGUAUUUUAUGGUUAACAAAAUGCACUCUGUUAAAUCAGUUUGCAACAAAUCUUACCACAUACAAAACCUCAAGGCCUAUUAAAGUGCAGGAAGAUGCUUGGGUUUGACCACAGACUUCUGCCAGCAAAAGACCAAGAGGAUUCCUAGGUCUUUUACUUGGAUACUUGUUCAAAAAAGAUUGGCAAUGACCUCAUACAAGUGCAAAAUUCACCAGUGAUCCUCACUUCUCCUGAGUUCAUAUUUCACAGAGCUAAAAUAAUAGUAUCAAAGUAGACAAAGGAGCCACAUUUAGACUUUUUUCCCAUCUGUGACUGAGAAUGCGUAACAACAAUGUGGAGAGUAAUGAAAUCUGGAUUUAUGUGAGGAUGAUUUUAUUUAUUUGUGGACAAGUCUUUUAUUUUGGACAAGUCUCUCUUUCCUCAGGACUUCUGCUGGGUGUUGGAAUUUGGAGUGAAGAACAAAUUAUAGCAGCAGGGGAGAUGGACCUCAAGAGCACCUGUGAGAUGCACUGGGUCCCUGUCUGGAAGCCAGCACCAGACACCAAUAGCUGUUUAUCUUUGUUGGAUGCUUGAUGGGUAAAAGGAACACAAAGAGAAGAUGAAGAUGGAUGUCUCAAGUCAGAAAGUCUGCAAUGUGGGGAUACUUACUCUGUGUAAUGCUUUCCUUUCCCUCAGGCGCCCUUUCGCUUACAGGCUUCCUUACGAAGACUUCUCUUUUGCCAAGGGACUGGAGAGCCACUGCCGAUGGCAGCUUCAGCAGAGGUUGGUGGGAGCCCUGGGAAACUGCUCCCAAAAGCUGGGCAGACAAGUUGCGAUGAUGUUGUGCCGGCAGGUCCACAGCUGAGUGGGGUCAGGAGGCCUCCUAGGCAAGGAGUUGGGUGCCCCCCCAGUGAACAUCCGAGAGAAGGGACUUCCCCAGACAAAAGUGUUUGGGUACACAUCAUAUCCUGACUGUACCGGGAAAGGGCAGUAACGCUAGAGGCUUACGGUUUUGCAUGCACACAGGGACAUUUUCUUUCUGUCCAUAGUGUUUCAGUUCAUGUCCCUUGGGCUGAUUCACUUCAUGGGAUAGCCCUGAAAAAUUCUCAGGACUGAAGUACUUGUGUUAAACUAGUUGCAACCAAAAUAUGUGGUUUGCAGUUCUUCAUUGAAGUAAUGACACCAAACAAGCAUUUAUACUGCAGGCUGAUCAUUCAUUAAAAACCAGGAAAUAAAAUUUCUGCCGCCUUUUUUUUUUUUUUUUUUUUUUGAGAUGAUGGUGUUUAAAGCAGAAUAAAGUCUGGUAAAAUUCAUGAAAAUUCAUGUAAAUCAAAUUUGUUUUGCAAGCUGAAUAUUAAAAGCAAAUAAACUACUAACCAACCCUUUUCAGCUGUUUUUAAGGUACGUUUUUAC
Messenger RNA from Pseudopipra pipra, 2903 nucleotides. RefSeq names its product homeobox protein Hox-D1-like. The transcript is spliced from 2 exons. NCBI's taxonomy places the organism in Eukaryota, Metazoa, Chordata, Aves, Passeriformes, Pipridae. The coding region runs from base 3 to 671 and encodes 222 amino acids. The record is from RefSeq and is a predicted model, not a curated record. Gene Ontology annotation, molecular function: RNA polymerase II cis-regulatory region sequence-specific DNA binding; DNA-binding transcription factor activity, RNA polymerase II-specific. Gene Ontology annotation, cellular component: nucleus. Gene Ontology annotation, biological process: regulation of transcription by RNA polymerase II.